Molecule: messenger RNA, 3822 nt
Organism: Symbiodinium pilosum
Lineage: Eukaryota; Dinophyceae; Suessiales; Symbiodiniaceae
Source: the annotation of a GenBank genome assembly
AUGGGUUUACGGGAAUGGCCAGGCUACCUGCCCCUUAUCCCCAUUCUGCAGAAAUACAAAAAAGACGACUUCAGUCACGAUCUGGUCGCCGGCCUGAUUGUCGGCAUGGUGACCAUCCCCCAGGCCGUGGCCUAUGCUUUUCUCGCCGGGGUGCCGCCAGAAGCCGGUUUGUAUGCUUGUCUGGUACCCAUGGUGUUGUACGCACUCUUCGGCAGCAGCCGACAGAUGGUGGUGGGUCCGGUUGCGGUAGCCGCUCUGUUAGUGGCUGCGACCGUGAGUGAAUACGCGCCAAAGUUCAGCGACGAAUACCUGCAGAUCACCACUAUCAUCUGUUUGCAGGCGGGUCUUUUUCUGUGGAUCUUACGAUUAUCGCGCAUGGGCGGCCUGGUUAACCUCUUGAGCCACCCGGUGAUCACCGGCUUUGUAAACGCCGCCGCGAUUCUCAUUAUUGUCAGUCAGAUUCCCGCUUUUACCGGCAUUGAAAGUGAAUCAUCUCAGCCGCUGUCGGUGAUCACGGCACUGGUCACUGCGUUACCACAGAUUGAUCGGCUGACCCUGGUUACCGGUGCUGUGGCGCUCACACUGCUGCUUACCUGGCCGCGCAUCCUGCCGCCUCUGAGUCGACUUGUGGGCAUGGCUAUUGACGAUACUCAUCCCGCUACCAAGGUGGGUCCGAUGAUCGUUGCUACACUUGCUGUGGUCUGGGCAACCCUCAGCGGGGCCGACCAGCAGCUGGCAACCGUUGGAGUUGUGCCUGCAGGAUUACCGGAAGUGUCACCACCACCUCUCGACUUUGAUCUGUGGCUCGCCCUGUUACCCUCUUCAGUGGUUAUCGCGCUGGUGUCCUAUGUGGAAAGUUAUUCCAUCGGAGCCACCCUCGCCGCCCGCAAACAGACGCGGGUGAAUUCCCAUCAGGAGCUGAUUGCCAUAGGCGCAGCCAACAUCGGCGCAGCCUUCACCGGUGCUUAUCCAGUGGCAGGCAGUUUUUCACGCUCCAGCGUGAACUAUCUCAGCGGUGGCCGCACCCCGGUCAGCAGCCUGGUUUGCGCGGCGGUGAUUGUAAUUGUGCUGUUGUUUUUCACCCAGUUAUUCAGCGCCCUGCCGCAUGCGGUCCUGGCUGCCAUCGUGAUGGUAUCUGUGGUGGGUCUGAUGGAUCUGAAAAGCUCACGGCAUCAUUGGGCUAUUCACCGCCACGACACCCUGACAGAAAUUGCGACCAUGCUGAUGGUGCUGUUUCUUGGCGUAGAAGUUGGACUGGCUGCUGGGGUACUGUUGUCUAUUGCGUUUUUCAUCCGCACCUCAAGUCGACCCAACAUCACCCAGGUAGGACGACUGGCCGACACCGAACAUUUCCGUUCUAUCAAACGCUAUGAUGUCGAAACGCUGCCCGGCGUCCUGGCCCUGCGCGUGGACGAAAAUAUUUACUUUGCCAAUGCAGUGCAGAUUGAAGACAAAUUCCUGAAGCGCGCCCAACGACGCAAAGGCACCAAACACGUUCUGAUAGUCUGUGGCUCCGUGAAUAUGAUCGACGCCACCGGCCUGCAGAUGUUGAUUCGGCUGAACAAUAACCUCAAACAGGCGGGCAUUACUUUGAGCUUGAGUGAUUUGAAAGGCACACUGUUGCCACACUUGAAUGCAGCAGGCCUGGACAAGAUUAUCACCGGACAGAUCUUUUUCAGCACAGAUCGGGCGAUGCGGUAUUUUGCUGAGGAAGCUCGAGCACAGGCUGAAGAUAACAAAGCCCAGGCAGACGCCGACCCAUACAUUACCGGCCACGCCAAUCGCGCAAUAUUUGUGGUUAUCGCGGUGCUGCUGAGUCUGAUUACCCUGUUUGCACUGUUCGAAGAGAUGGAUGAAAGUCAGACGACCUACGGAUUGUGGGAAGCGGGCCUCUAUGUCUUGCAGACGCUGCCUCGACGCUUCGAUGAAAUCCUCGUCUACGGCCUGUUUUUAGGUUACCUGAUUGCGCUGGGCAGUCUCGCUGAAACAAACGAACUCACUAUAUGUCGCGUGUCGGGUAUGUCUGCGCAACGCCUCUGUCUGGCGCUCGCCCCGUCUAUGAUUCUAUGGCUGUCGUUAAGUGUCAUCGUUGCUGAAUUCAUUGCACCUGCCAGUGAACGGACCGCUGAAGUCGGCAAGCUGCAGGCACAAUAUGGCGACGACGCAUUAGGUUUAAUGGGCGGCUUAUGGUUACGGGACCAGCAGCUGUACAUGCGAUUGAACGCCAUUGACGAAGAAGGUCAGAUCUGGGGCGUUGAGCAACUCUGGCUCAAUGAAGACAAGCAACUGCAAACAACCAUAUCUGCGGCUUCCGGACGCUACUCUGAACCCGAACAGAUGUGGUUACUCCAGGAUGUCGUCAAAACCGAGCUGAUUAACGGCGCAGCCACCCAGGAAUCUCUGGAUGAAUGGCAGUGGAAUAAUCCUAUCACGCCAGAGCUGUUGGCGAGCCAGGCCUUUCUCGAACCGAACAAGAUGUCUAUGGCCGCUUUAUACCGGCAGAUCGCCUUUGCCCGCACGCAGAGCCUGGGUGUCUCCGAGUACGAACUGGCAUUCUGGAACCGGGUGUUGAAGCCGCUGACCUUUCUCGGCCUUACACUGUUUGCGCUGGCGGUGGUCAUCGGCCCACUACGCGAGGUGGGCAUGGGAUUACGCCUGACCUUUGGCAUAUUUGCCGGGCUUGGGUUCAAGUACCUGCAGGAUCUGUUUGCGCCUGCAGCCAUCGUCUUCAACAUCCCUGCACUUAUCGCUAUUCUCAUUCCGAUCGCCGUUUACUGGUUUGCGGCAAUCGCACUGAUCCGCGCAGAACUGCGCAUUCCACUGGACGACGUUAAACUGGCUGAACGCUUAGGCUACGACAGCGUCUGGACCGCUGAGGCUUACGGAUCUGACGCCAUUACGCCACUGGCCUUUCUUGCGGCACAUACCGACCGUAUCCGCCUCGGUACAGCCGUGUUGCAACUGGCUGGACGCACACCUGCAAAUACAGCCAUGGCCAUGGCAACCCUCGACAAGCUGGCCGGGGGCAACCGUGUGAUCUGCGGUUUAGGCGUCUCCGGGCCACAAAUUGUAGAGGGCUGGUAUGGCCAGCCCUGGGGAAAACCUUACUACCGGUUAAAAGACUAUGUCGCCAUCAUGAAAAAAAUCUGGGCGCGAGAAGAACCGGUCACCCACGAUGGCAAAGAAAUUUCAUUGCCUUAUAAAGGCGAAGGCGCCUUGGGCAUUGGCAAACCUCUGAAAUCCAUUCUGCAUAUGAACCCGAAUAUCCCGGUGUUCCUCGGUACCGGUAUGGAAGCAACCGUGCGCAUGACUGCUGAGGUUGCCGAUGGCUGGCUGCCACUGGGUUUUGUUCCGGAAACCGCCCACCUGUAUGACGACUGGAUCAAUCAGGGCCUGGAAAAAGCGGGCAAAGAUGCAGAUCAGUUUGAACGCCAGGCCAUGGCCCAGGUGCGGGUCACAGAGGAUGUGCAAGGUGCGCUGGACUCGAUGAAACCGGGCAUUGCCCUCUACGUUGGCGGCAUGGGCCAUAAAAACAUCAACUUCCACAAGGAAAUGAUGGUACGUCGCGGGUUUGGUGAUGCGGCAGAGCGCAUACAGGAACUUUACCUGGCCAAACGCAAAGACGAAGCCAUCGCUGCGGUACCCGAUGAAUUUGUCGACAGCGGCGCGUUGAUCGGACCUAAAGAUCGCAUCGCCCAACGUUUUAAAGCCUGGGAGAACAGCGGUAUCACCGGCCUGACCAUCAGCGGCAACACCGAAGCCAUUACAACAAUGGCGGAAGUUGCUCGACUGAAUUUUGCCUCGGCAGAUGCGAAGGCCUGA